Molecule: messenger RNA, 2486 nt
Organism: Sciurus carolinensis (gray squirrel)
Lineage: Eukaryota; Metazoa; Chordata; Mammalia; Rodentia; Sciuridae
Gene: Dtwd2
Product: DTW domain containing 2
Exons: 6
Coding region: 96-992 (298 amino acids)
Source: RefSeq, a predicted model, not a curated record
CGUGGUGCCGCGCGGCGCAAGCCGGUUUCUACAGCGCGUGGCGCCCCCCGGCGGCAGUAGGUCCUCAAUGCGACGGCCUGACCGGCGUGCUGGCCAUGGAGCCGCAGAAAGAGGCGCGGACAACCCCGGCCCUCGUCGCUAGACCGCCAGGGGCCUCGAGGUCUCAGACGCUUAGUGAGGAGGAGAGGCGAGAGGGCGGUGCAUCGCUGGUAGCGUCCACCUUGGACGCGGAGGCCGACAGCGCCAGUGCAGAGGGGCUCUGGGAGUUGCCAGUGGAGCCGGCUGAGCGGAGGCCCGAGUGCAGCCGCUGCAGCCGACCUCAGAAAGUAUGUUUGUGUCCAUUUCUACCUGUACACCCUCUGCACAUCUCUACCCACUUGUACAUAAUUCAGCAUCCAGCAGAGGAAAACAAAGUGUUGCGGACUGUUCCUCUCCUAGCAGCCUGCCUCCCCCAGGACAAGUGUAAAGUAAAGAUUGGUCGUCGCUUCAGUGAAGAAAGAGAUGUUGAACUUUCGACUGUCUGCCGGAAGUCUAGUACAUUAAUAUUAUAUCCAGGGGCUGAAGCUACAGAUUUGGAAGAAUUUAUAUUAGAUUCUCCUGUUUAUCCUUCUACAAUCAUCAUCAUUGAUGGUACAUGGAGCCAAGCUAAGGACAUUUUCUAUAAAAAUUCCUUGUUCCGUCUUCCCAAACAGGUGCAGUUAAAAACUAGCGUUUCCAGUCAGUAUGUCAUUCGGAUGCAGCCAACCAAUACGUGCCUUUCUACACUGGAGUGUGCUGCUGUUGCUCUUUCCAUCUUGGAGAAGAAUAGUCAUAUACAGGAGACUUUGCUUCGUCCUCUUCAAGCUUUAUGCUCUUUCCAGCUUCAGCAUGGUGCUCAAAUUCGUCUCAGCAAGGAAUAUCUUCUGAAAAAUGGCUUAUAUCCUAAGCCAAUGCCAAGAAACAAACGCAAACUCAGGAAAAUGGAACUAUUAAUGAAUAGUGUUAAAAUUUAGUACAAAUUAUUCUUUUGGUGCUAGAUUACCUGUCUUUUUAACUGAAAAUACCAUGUUAUGUUUUAAUACAGUUUAGGCCUGUGUAUUUCUGACUCUAAAGAAUGAAGGUUGCUCUAAUUUUGUUGUGAAGAAGGAAGUAAAGCAAAUAGCCAUACAGCAUAAAACAAAAAUUUCACUGACUCUGAAAAGCAAAAUUUUAUACUGUAUUUGUUUAAAAAAUGUGCCUCUACUACAUUUUUUAAAUCCAUAAUUUAAAAUAUGAUUAGUUAUAGUACUAGGCUUAGAAAAAUUCUGGUUUUAAAGUGGAAGAAAAUUGUGCCUAAUUGAAACAGUAUUAUUCCAUUAAUAUUUCUGGGUAACUAGGCAUAGGCCGAUAAUGGAAUGCAUCCUGUACAUAUAGCAAAAGAAAAUAAUGUUAAUCAAAUAGUUUAGAUCAAAAUUUUAUUUCAUGAAAGAGUAUAAAAGAAUAAGAAAGCUUUAUUCUAUAGGAGCUAAACCUCAACUCAGGCAAUGUGAUUUAAGUAUUCUGAAUAUUGCCUGAAUUUUUGCAUGUUAUUUUGAAAUAGCAUACAUUCCCAUUUGUUAUAAUUCUAGAUAAAUUUUGAUUUUUUAGCAUUCAUUGAACAGGUUUAUUGACUAACUGAUAAACUAGAUUUUAUUGUUUCCAUAUGGAAAUAACUGAAGUAGAAUAUAAUACAACUGUAAUUUUAAGAACACAUUUCUUUAAGUUGGGCUAUUUAAAUCUGUUUUAAUGAGUGAAACUUUUGAUUUGAGACAUCAGAUUUCCCCUACCCUGUCAGGGAAAUAUUUUCUGAGUUUUCAUAUAGCAUAAGAGAAAUAUAUACAAUGUUUAUUUAUAUCCAACUUAAAUCUACUACUGUUAGGUUACAUGUUAGCAAAAAGAAAGGACUUUGUUUUGGUCUCUCUUUAUGAUAUCUAGAGUUUUAGAGUUUCCAUUAAUCCCAAGUUCAGUUGGAAGGAAAAGCUAAACAUGCAAUUUAAAGGAAAGCAUGAUAAAGGUGUGUGUGUGUGUGUGUGUGUGUGUGUGUGUGUGUGUGCGCGCGCGUGCGCGUGCGCAUAAAAUGAGUAUAUACCAAGGGCAGUUUCUAACAAUUUUCUUGCUCAUUUAUUUAUCAUUGACCUAGAUUAGACCUUUACUAAAAGCUAUAAGGCUAGUCACAAUUAGAAUUAUAAUGAAUGUUUAGGGAAACUAUGCAGAAAAGACUUUAAAAUAAUGAACAAAAGUUAGAUUUCUGUUUUGCAUUGUUGGCUUAUUUUUGGAUUUAAAAACAAAUUAGCGCAAUUAUCUGAAAUACCUAAUUUAAAUUAGGUAUUAUUAUUAAUACCUAAUUAACAUUAUUUGUAUUAACAAAGAAAUAAUAAUGUGUAAUUAUUUCUUAAGUGGUUAAAAUCAUCUUGCAGUAAAUUUUUAUGUUGAAAUCAAACUUCACAAAUUUCCUCUAGUGUUAUUACUGAUUUAAGAAAAACCUCCAU